Molecule: messenger RNA, 1930 nt
Organism: Varroa destructor (honeybee mite)
Lineage: Eukaryota; Metazoa; Arthropoda; Arachnida; Mesostigmata; Varroidae
Gene: TTLL15
Product: tubulin tyrosine ligase-like 15
Biological process (GO): protein modification process
Source: RefSeq, a predicted model, not a curated record
AAAACAAAGUGAGUAAAAAACUAUAACGCAUACGUGCUCAUUAGAGAAACGCGUGUUAAUUUAUACCAUAUGCCCUACUACUGCCAAACACCGGUAUCGACUUAAUUAUCAAUAUGACUUUAGCGGGUGAGUAAGGUUGACAAAAAGUGAACCGCGUUCGGUGUUUUACAACUGGGAAACCAGUUAUUACAAUCGUUGCCAAUACAACUGGUGUUGUAGGUCACCAAAAGUUUUAGCGUCUUUUAUCCUAUGCGGUAACGGAAUGUCAGUGUCAACGGUCGUGCGCCGUCGCUUCCCAGGCGACGAGGAGCCGAUAUAUGACGACAUAACGAUGACGCCAUCGUCAGGCGCCAGGGCUUCCGGAACUGGAUCAUCAACGUCGAGAUUAUCGUUCGGUAGAGACAACAAGCCCUUUGUACACGUCGAAGUACCGAAGGGUGUCUGGGCGCUUUUGUCAUUAACAUUUGCCUGCUCUAUCACACUGCUCUAUGUCAAUGUUGACAUACGCGCGAUUAAUAUUGACGAGUUCAAACAGAUCAAGAAUAUCACAGUGAAUCAGGCAGCCAGCUACGCGGGAUUAGAGCACUGUGGGUCAAGUCCAGUUGCGUGGUUACAUGGUAAGGGCCUUGAAAGCGGGCAUCUCCGUCACGUAAUCGAUGGGUUCCAACGUGCUGGAUAUCGGGUAGAGACACGUAAACCUUCCAAAUGGGAUGUCCUAUGGUCUCAUGAAUACCCCUUUGGCGAUCUUGGUUAUGAAAUUAAUAAUCUAACGCCUGGCCAGAGGGUCAAUCAUAUCCCCGGAACGGGGUAUAUCACUAAUAAGGUCAGUCUGGCUACAGGAAGCACGACGAAGCAUAUACCCAUUGCAUUUAAAUUACCCCGCCAGAAACAAGACUUUCUUACUUACGCUAAGAACAAUCCGAAGACUCUCUGGGUACAGAAAUCAAACAGUCAUCGCGGUAUAGUGGUCAAGACUGCAGAUGAGGUCGAUUUUCAUCUUGAGGAUACCUUCGUACAAGAGUUUAUAAAAAAUCCGCUACUUAUCGAUGGUCACAAAUUUGACAUAGGAGUGUAUGUGGUCAUGACAUCGGUGAAGCCUCUCCGAGUGUACAUUUUCGAGGGUGAUAUUCUGCUACGUUUUUGUUCGAAGUCCUAUAAGCUUUCUCGCGACCCGGACACAUACGUGGUAGGAGAUAACUAUUUACCUAUUUGGGAAGUACCGUCUCUGAAAGCGUUCUUCACAAAACAUAGGUUUUCAAUGAAAGACAGUUUAAACAUGCACUUGCGUCAGAGUGGUCUAAAUCCUGAUAAGAUUUGGAAUCAGAUUCGUGAAGCUGUGUCAAGUGUGUAUUUCGAAAAGCAACGAGACAUUGAAAAAGCUUCGAGGCGCUUUUUAUCGACUACGCCCUUCUUCGAGAUGGUCCGCUUUGAUUUUCUGGUUGACAGCCAACUAAACGUACAUCUGCUUGAGGCAAACAUGUCCCCCAAUCUGAGUUCGGCACACUUCAAGCAAAAUGCUCGUCUGUACGAACAAGUCAUCUAUAAUAUGCUGUCUGUGACCGGGAUAUCGACUCCUCGUUCAUCAUUCCAUCAGGGUCACUCCGGGAUGGUCGUGUCCGAUCAGGACCUUGUCGUGUAUCCAGGACAAUGUGUGGCCGAUUGUGCUGGUGAUGGCAAUUGCCGUUCAUCUGAACUUUGCGCACUUUGUGCCACCUGCUGGGAGGACGACACAAAGGAGGCGCUUAUAUUAGCCUUCAACGAACACAUAAAUCGCGGUAAAUUCCGUCGCCUCAUACCCCUUCCGGAUCGGGACCCAGCUGACAGUGAUUUUAUGAAGCAUCCGUAUAACCGGCUGAUGUAUCUUUGGUUUAAGGGGAAAUGCCAACUUGACGAAACCUUCUGUAGCUAGACAUCGUCCGAUGUUGGUAAU